This is a messenger RNA of Monopterus albus (swamp eel), 6636 nucleotides long. RefSeq names its product microtubule associated serine/threonine kinase 3a (gene mast3a). Lineage: Eukaryota; Metazoa; Chordata; Actinopteri; Synbranchiformes; Synbranchidae. Gene Ontology annotation, molecular function: magnesium ion binding; protein binding; protein serine/threonine kinase activity. Gene Ontology annotation, biological process: peptidyl-serine phosphorylation; intracellular signal transduction. Bases 409 to 4623 code for a protein of 1404 amino acids. The record is from RefSeq and is a predicted model, not a curated record. The transcript is spliced from 27 exons.
UGGAAGGCAUCAUUAGCCCCUCCUCCCUCUGACGCGGCUGCGCUGUCGCUGCUGGAAAGUUUCUUCACAGUCUUUGCAUAUUGGCCAAGAUGUAUCCAUAAUGUUGCAUACAGCUGAAGACGGACUGCUUCGGAAAUUCAGCUAGAAGCACAGAGGGAUGCGCAGAGCGGACAUGGCCGUUGCAGUCGCUCAGUACCACCGAGCUGCCGUGCUGUGGGUCUGCUUUAGUUUGUACCGAAACUGAAUGGAGUUUUUGUCGUUGGACACAGCACAUUAGCCUGACGUUAGCUAACCACCUCCGAUGAUAAACAUCAGCUCCACCGGGGAGACUGUUUAACAUGAUGCUCACACUUUAACUAGAGGAUAGUUCGCAUAUCUGGGUUGACUUUAUCGGUCGUCACCACCACCAUGGCUGACCAAAACUACUAUUGGACCGUGUUGCCGAGCUACAAAACUAGUUUUGUGACUGGGGCCAUGAUGAAAAGAUCGAAAAGUUCCCGUAACAACAAGAGAAGGAGUUUGGCAGUCGGGACCCCGUCACCCACGCUCUCCCGACCACUUUCACCUCUCCCGCUUGCCACAGCUGGCAGCAGCCCUUCAGAAAGCCCCAGAAAUGUCACUGCCAGCACGUCUGCCAACUUCCAGUUUGCCCGCAGCCAACUUGCCCGCGGUGAGAGAGUGGAUGGGCGAAGGUGGUCUGUGGCGUCAGUUCCCUCAUCUGGAUAUUGCACCAAUGCACCCAGUUCAUCAGUAUCUUCCUCUUCUUCCCAGGAGUUAUUGCACCAAUUGCCCUUCCAGCCUACGCAAGAUGAUCUCCACUUCCUCUUCAAACAUUUCCGGAGCACGGAGAGUGUGGCAGAUGAAGAGGGAGCACACGCCUCACCCCCUGUCAGGCUCCGCUCACGCAGUCUUAGCCCUGGACGGACCUGUGGAACAUUUGACAAUGAGAUUGUCAUGAUGAAUCAUGUCUACAGAGAACGUUUUCCUAAGGCAACAGCCCAGAUGGAGGGUCGGCUCCUGGACAUCAUUGCGGAGUGUUCCGCAGACACUGCUCUUCCACUGGCUGAUGGAGUGCUGGGAUUCAUUCAGCACCAGCUGGUGGAGCUCGCCAGAGAUUGUCUAGACAAGUCACAGAACGGCCUGGUCACCUCCAGGUACUUUGUGGAGCUGCAGGAGAAACUGGAGAAGCUGCUGCAUGAGGCGUACGAGCGUUCAGAGAGUGAGGAGGUGACCAUCAUCACCAAACUGGUCAGGAAGAUUCUCAUCAUCAUCUCCAGGCCUGCCAGACUCCUGGAGUGCCUGGAGUUUGAUCCAGAGGAGUUUUACCAACGUUUGGAAGUUGCAGAGGGGCAAGCCAAGGUGGAUCAGGGCAUCAAGACUGAUAUUCCCAGAUACAUCAUCAGCCAGCUUGGCCUCACCAGGGAUCCCCUAGAAGAAAUGGUCCAUCUGGAGCAGACGAGCCCGAGUCAUAGGUCAUCUAGCAAGGAGUCUGAUGACACAGGAGACACCACACUUAUACAGAGCCGAGCAGCCUGCACCCCUCCUCGAAGGAAACCACUGGAGAGUGACUUUGACACUAUCAAGCUCAUUAGCAAUGGCGCCUAUGGGGCUGUAUUUCUGGUGCGCCACAAGGAAACUCGUCAACGUUUUGCCAUGAAGAAGAUCAACCGGCAGAACCUGAUUUUAAGGAACCAGAUCCAGCAGGUGUUUGUAGAGCGCGACAUCCUCACCUUUGCUGAAAACCCAUUUGUGGUAUCUAUGUUCUGCUCUUUUGAGACACGGAGGCACCUUUGUAUCGUCAUGGAGUAUGUGGAAGGUGGGGAUUGUGCGAACCUAUUGAAGAACAUUGGUCCACUACCUGUGGACAUGGCACGAAUGUAUUUUGCAGAGACUGUCCUAGCCUUAGAGUACCUUCACAACUAUGGCAUUGUUCACAGAGACCUCAAACCUGACAAUUUGUUAAUCACCUCCAUGGGACACAUUAAGCUAACAGACUUUGGGCUGUCAAAGAUCGGCCUAAUGAACAUGACGACCAACUUAUACGAAGGACAUAUUGAGAAAGAUACCAGAGAGUUCAUUGAUAAACAGGUGUGUGGUACUCCGGAGUACAUUGCUCCGGAGGUGAUCCUGAGGCAGGGCUAUGGAAAGCCUGUGGACUGGUGGGCCAUGGGCAUCAUUCUUUAUGAGUUUUUGGUAGGGUGUGUGCCUUUUUUUGGAGACACGCCAGAACAACUCUUUGGUCAGGUGGUUAAUGAUGAGAUCCUGUGGCCAGACGGAGAGGAUGCUCUGCCAGCUGACGCCCAGGACCUUAUCACCAGACUGCUGAGGCAGAGCCCUCUGGAACGCCUGGGAACAGGUGGAACCAGUGAGGUGAAGAUGCAUAUGUUCUUUGUGGGUCUGGACUGGACUGGCCUCCUGAGGCAGAAAGCUGAAUUCGUCCCUCAGCUAGAGACCGAAGAGGACACCAGCUACUUCGACACCCGAUCAGAUCGCUACAGUCACCUGGAGUCAGAUGAAGAUGAUGAAACCAAUGAUGAUGAAUCAUCUCUGGAGCUGCGACAGUUCUCCUCUGUGGCCCAUCGCUUUAGCAAAGUGUACAGCAGCACAGAGCACCUGUCCACCUCCACGCCGUCCAAUCAGAGUCUGUCGUCAUCAGAGCGAAGCCACAGUGAGGAGAAGGAGGAGCGAUGGGAGGGCAGGGGAGUCCUUUCCCCUGGCGACGGACACAAACAUUUGGCUAGUGGAGACAGAAAGGCAGAUGGACACAGGGGGAGCCUGCGUCCUCGUGCUUCGUCCAGUUCCUCCCAGUCAGAACGCAGUGCCAGCCCACUUGUGAUGAACAGCACCCAGAGCCUUGACAUCAUGCCUCGCUUUGCCAUCUCUGCAGAAGAGGAGGAUGGGAUGGUUUCCAAUCUACGGCGCAUUCGUCUCCGAAGCAACAGCACAGGCACCAGGCCGUCCUUCCGGAGAGGGGCUUCCCGGCGCAUCGCCCACCAACUGGAGACACCAGAGAAAUCCAGAUCCCCAUCUGGCAAAGUCCCCAAGUCUGCCUCAGUCUCUGGCCUGUCUCUUAUCAUCACUCCAGACGACACAGCUGGUCCUCCUGCAAGCCCUAAGUCGACCCUGUCUCUGUCGUCCAACCCCUCAUCCCGAGACUCAUCUCCCAGCCGGGACCUGUCUGUCAGCAUCAGCUGCCUCAGGCCUCCUGUGGUCAUCCACAGCUCUGGAAAGAGGUUUGGCUUCGCUCUGCGAGCUAUUAGGGUCUACAUGGGAGACAGUGAUGUCUACACUGUCCAUCACAUGGUCUGGUGUGUUGAGGACGGCAGUCCAGCACAUGAGGCAGGACUGAGUGCUGGUGACCUCAUCACUCACGUCAAUGGGGAGUCUGUACAGGGACUAGUCCACACUGAGGUGGUGGAGCUCCUACUAAAGAGUGGGAGCAGAGUGACCCUCCAGACAACUGCACUGGAGAACACUUCUAUCAAGGUGGGCCCUGCCAGAAGGGCGAGCUACAAGGCCAAGAUGGCCCGGCGCAGCAAAAAGAGCAAGAGGAAGGAGGGACAGGACAGCAGACGACGUAGCAUCUUGAAGAAGCUGUCUAAGCAUACUCCUCCUCCGCCUAUGCAAAGCAGUCGUAGCUUCUCUUCAGGGCUCCAUCAGUCAUCUAGCGACAGUCUCUCUGGUUCUCCCACACAGUCUCUCUCUCCUGGACCUUCCACACCCUGCCGCUCCCCUGCUCCCGACCACUCCGGAGAUUCAAGUUCAUCUCCCUGCUCCAGCUCCCCUAACUCACCUAUACCACAGGCCCGUCCGAGUUCCCUUCAUGUCUUGGGUCGCUACACCAAAGCUGGCCGCUGCAAAUCCACCAGCAGCAUCCCCCCAUCACCACUGGCCUGCAUCCCGCCUCCUCAGCCUCUCUCUCCCCAGUGCACUCCAUCCUGCUUCCCCAGUCACCCAAAGUCCCUGCAGGGUUUCCAUGGCAAGACAUUGUCCCCUCCCACUAUUGCUCGCCAUUCAGUUCGUCCCCGCAGUGCAGAACCACCGCGCUCGCCGCUCCUCAAGAGGGUCCAGUCAGCAGAGAAGCUGUCGGGCGACAAGACGACAGGGGGCUACCAUGGAGAUAGGAAGGCCUACAGCACCCGCCGCCACACCAUGGAGGUGCCUCUGUCUGAGGGGGAGGGGCUGGAGGACAUGGAGAGGGACACCACCACCGGGUUUGUCUGCGUUGGUGAGCACGGCCGUCAAGCCCUGUAUAUCGGAGGGCAGAAAGGCCACCAGGACAUGGUCAGUGGAGGCAGCGAGCAUCACCGUUGUACCACGUCCCCACAGCACCAUGGUGCCAACCACCACUCCAAAGAGGUGGUGGUGAUGAGAAAGCUGGCCCUGUCGGAGCGGAGAGACUCAUUCAAGAAACAAGAGGCUGUGCAGGAAGUGAGUUUUGAUGACAUGGAGGAGAGAGAGGCAACGCCGAGCCCCACGCUUCCUGUCACGCAGCCAAAGGGGUUCAAAGCAUCCUGGAUCAGCUCAGCUCCGUCAGAAUACAGCAUGGAGCUGGAAGGAAGGGGAUCGCAGAGUCCCACACCACAGCAGAAACCCAAGUCUAAAGACAAAGAAAGGCUUUAGUUUUACACUUUGACCUGCUACUGUACUCAACAUUUGAAGGCCUUGCAUGUGUGUCCAGAAAACUGUGACCAAGUCCAAAAUCAUUACAAGCAAGUCUUUGAAGACAGAAGAACAAACUGAAAUCAAUGUUUCUCAGUAAAAUAUGCAUCCUGCAAUAAUGACCGCUAAGCUAUGUUUACUUUCUAGAUUCCCAGAUUUCUCUCUUGGUUUUCAAAACACCUGGAAAUUUUUUUUUUUUUUUGUUUUUAUGAAAAAAAAAAAAAAAUUUAUGGUUGUUGCAAAUGCCUUGGAUGCUUCAGCUGUUAUUUCAGGACUUGUACAAAAGGAAAGCCACGCGACAACUUUUCAUUGUGGUUUUAAGGAAGGUGCAAAAAAUGGAGGAUUAUUUUACCCUAAAUUCAGAUGAAAAUUAUAAAGAAAAAUUAAGGAUUUCCAAAUGGAAAAUUGUUUUCAUUUUCUUUAAAAUUUUGGGUUAAAUAAUCCACCAUAGGAAAGGGGAGGUAACGUCAGUCAGUAUCACACCAUGCUUCAUUUUUACAUACCACAAUUUCUGUCUAGAGCAGGGUGCUGUUUUGUGUUUAAAACAACCUUAGAGUGUUUACCCUGCAACUAUUAAUGUACUGUGGAAUUUGAGAACAUAUUCUGUGCUGCUUCUCAGAUGACAUCUAACCUGCAGACUGUGGUGGUGAAUUCAUUCAUGGAGAUUCAUUGGUCCUGAUCACAGGCUUUGUGUUAAUAGUUUAAAGAACAAAAAAUUAAUGUCAUAAUACUUGGAAGCCUUGCACAGGUGUCAAAGCAUGGCUUAGCCAUAGGAACCAUUUCAAAGAAGUACUGUAAUUGUUCAUAAGAAGCUUCAUGCAUGCAUGGGCUCUACUGUCAUGUGCUGUUUGUGUGCAUCAGUGCUGACAUUCCUCUGAUCAGCAUACAUGUGUGUAGAUAAAGCUUUGUGACUACCUUUGGCAACCAGGCUGUCAUCUCUGUCCUCUAAUACCUUGCUGAAUCAAGCCUCCGUCCAGCUCCUUCAAAACCUAGUUUUAGCUGAAGUGUUCACACAAGUCGUAGUAGUCGUGUAAACGUUAAAGCACAUUUACCUUUCAGGACGAUUUUUAUCUGUGGGUUUCUAAAACUGUACAGUGGAUGCAACAUGCAAAGCUGCUUCCCUUGGCUUUUUUAAUGUGUAUAAUGAAUUCAUGUUUACAUUUUAGUGAAAAUAUGUGUGUGUGGACUUUUGUUAAAUUAUUAUUAUUAAAAAAAAAAAAAAGAAAUGAGGAAGAAUGGCGAAAUUCACCCAGAAUCUCUGAGUGGAUGAAGGAAUGAGUAGAGGUGAUCUCCCUUUGUAUAUUUUGAUAUGGAAACAGUCUUGUUGCAGUACUAAUAACUAUGCUGUUGAUGUAUAUUGUAUAAACGAUGGUGGACCUUAAAACAGCUGUCGGUGUUUUCUGAAAGUGACCUUGUAAGGAUGGAUGGACUCAGAAAUAAUGUGUAAUGUCAUUUUACUGGCACUGUCAACCUCAAAGGAUUGUGUAUGUUUCAUAUACCUGUAUAAUUGCCCCAUGAUUUUGUAACACUUUUUUUAAGUUUGAAGUUGCUAAUCUGAUAUUUAGGCCUUGAAUUCCUGAGCUCCAUCAAGCAACCUAAACUGCUUCCAGUGUUAUUUUAGAUCACUUAGAAGAGAAGUGUGUCCUGUGUUUUUGGUUUAAUGAAGGCAUACACCUUUGUGUUUUGCAGAGUGGAGGGAACUUUAAAUGUGGAGGUUUAGCACAUGCUAAGAUUUGUGGGGUCCCAAAUUAGAAGUUACAUAUUUGUACAUUGUAUUUUGGGUGAAAACGUGUCUGUGGGAUUUAUCUCCAAAUUUCUGAUGCAAUAUGCAUCUUGGUAUGUUUUUAGGAUGUGAUCUUUUUAUUUAGUGGCUACACCAAACUUUCAUAGUGUCUCUUGACCUUAAAUUGUGUCAUGAUGUUAUACCUUUUUUAAAUCAAGAGUUCAACCUGUGGAGAUCUCAGCAGAAGUGAA